Molecule: messenger RNA, 4589 nt
Organism: Tarenaya hassleriana
Lineage: Eukaryota; Viridiplantae; Streptophyta; Magnoliopsida; Brassicales; Cleomaceae
Product: ABC transporter C family member 8
Exons: 12
Coding region: 7-4413 (1468 amino acids)
Biological process (GO): transmembrane transport
Cellular component (GO): vacuolar membrane; plant-type vacuole
Molecular function (GO): ABC-type transporter activity; ATP hydrolysis activity; ATP binding
Source: RefSeq, a predicted model, not a curated record
UCUCCAAUGGCGUUUUCGCUUGGGAGCGUUCCUUGGUGUGGCAAUGAACUGGAUUUGGCUUCUUAUUGCUUCCAAAGAACCGCCAUAGACAUCAUAAACCUGUUAUUCAUCUGCUUCUUCUACUUCCUCUUGAUAGUUUAUUCUGUUCUAAAACAUUCUAUUCCCGUAAACAACAAGAAGAACUGGAUCUUUGUGGUCACUGCUAUGUGUUGUGUGGUUACAAGUUUCGGGUAUUUAGUUGCUGGAGUAACCAAGCUGAUUGCAGACACCAGAGACAUAAGUGACUUGUCUUGGGCUUUUUGCUUUGUCAGAGGAGCCAUUUGGGUCUCAUUGGCUGUUUCGUUCUUCGCUAAUGGCCCGAAGUGGUUCAAGAUUCUGAUAUCUGUUUGGUGGGUAUCGUUUGCUUUGUUGGAUUCAGCCGUGAAGAUCGAGGUUUUAGUGAGAAGAGAAGGUAUCUGGAUUUUCGACAUGGUAGCCUGGCCGAUGAGCCUUCUGCUUCUCUUUUGCAGCUACAAAAGUUUUACAGGGUCGGCUUCUCAAAAUAAAAGUGAAACAGAUCUUUCCGACCCUCUAUUACCCGGAAAGCCUCGACAUAACUCGCUGAAUCUAUCCACUGCCGGGUUCUUCAGCAGGUUAACGUUUUCUUGGAUCAACCCCUUGCUUUCUUUGGGCUACAGAAAACCAUUAGCCCCCGAAGAUAUCCCAACUCUGGUUCCUGAGGAUGAGGCUGAAUUAGCUUAUGAACAAUUUUCUCAAGCAUGGGAUUCUCUUAUUGCGGAUCCGAGCUCAAAUAACAGAGGAAACUUGGUUUUUAGAGCAGUUUUAAAAGUUUACUUCAAGGAAAACAUAGUCAUUGCUGUUUGUGCGUUUCUCCGAACUGUCUCCGUUGUAUCUCUUCCUCUCAUGCUUUAUGCCUUUGUGGAGUAUGCAAACAGUGACCAGAGAGAUCUUAGAAGUGGCGUCUUGAACUUGGCUUGCUUAAUCAUUCUGAAGCUAACCGAAUCAUUGUCGAUGAGGCAUUGGUAUUUUGCCUCCAGGAGGUCAGGGAUGAGGAUAAGAUCGGCCCUGAUGGUCGCCGUGUAUAGAAAGCAACUAAUGUUAUCGAGCUCGGGGAGGAAAAGGCAUUCGACAGGAGAGAUCGUGAAUUACAUUGCUGUGGAUGCAUAUCGUAUGGGAGAGUUUCCAUGGUGGUUCCAUUCGGGAUGGAGCCUAAUGCUGCAGCUUUUGCUUUCAACAGCUGUUCUUUUCGGAGUCGUUGGAACGGGAGCUUUCCCGGGUUUGUUCCUUCUUAUUCUCUGUGGUUUCCUGAAUCUACCAUUUGCAAAGAUGCUUCAGAACAGCCAGAAACAGUUCAUGGUUUCCCAGGAUAAUCGCCUAAGAGCCACCUCUGAGAUUUUGAACAGUAUGAAGAUCAUUAAGUUGCAGUCAUGGGAAGAGGAGUUCAAGAAACUGAUUGAAUCUUGUCGUGCCGAUGAAUUCAAGUGGCUGACUAAGACUCAGCUUACGAAAGCCUUCGGUUCUUUUCUGUAUUGGAUGUCCCCUACCGUAGUUUCUUCGGUUGUAUUUGUGGGUUGUGCUUUGCUGAAGAGCGCCCCAUUGAACGCGAGCACCAUUUUCACUGUUUUAGCUACGCUGAGAGUAAUGGCACUGCCCGUCAGAAUUAUACCCGAGGCGAUUUCUGCUAUCAUCCAAGUCAAUGUUUCUUUCAAUAGGAUAAACAACUUUCUGCUCGAUGAUGAGCUAAAGAAGAAUGGCGAAAUCGAAAGAAAUGAGCCGGUGAAAUCUGGAAAAGCUGUUUACAUACAAGCAGGUAACUUCGGUUGGGAUCCAGAGAUUAAUAUUCCAACUCUUCGAAAUAUAGAUUUGGAAGUAAAGAAUGGGCAAAAGGUUGCGGUUUGCGGACCGGUCGGAGCGGGAAAAUCGUCACUAUUGCACGCAAUACUCGGGGAAAUGCCCAAAGUAUCUGGAACUGUAAAAGUAUCUGGAUCCAUUGCAUAUGUUUCUCAGAGUUCUUGGAUCCAGAGUGGCACCAUAAGGGACAACAUUCUCUUUGGAAAUCCCAUGGAAAGUGAAAGAUACAAUGCCGUUAUUGGAGCGUGUGCUUUAGAUAAGGACAUAAGCAAUUUCGAGCAUGGCGAUCUCACGGAAAUCGGACAAAGAGGGCUUAACUUGAGCGGAGGACAGAAGCAAAGGAUUCAGCUGGCUCGAGCUGUCUACAACGAUGCCGAUGUUUAUCUCCUCGAUGACCCUUUUAGCGCUGUGGAUGCACAAACAGCUGGAAUACUCUUCCAUGAAUGUGUUGUGGAGACAUUGAGAGAGAAAACAGUCAUUCUAGUCACUCACCAAGUGGAAUUCCUCUCGGAAGUCGAUCAAAUUCUGGUUAUGGAAGACGGGAGAGUCACUCAGUCUGGUACAUAUGGGGAGCUCUUGAAGGUGGGGACUGCUUUCCAACAGCUUGUGUCUGCUCACAAAGAUGCAGUAACUGUGUUACCUCAAGUGAGUAACAAGAAAGGAGAUAAAGAUUCACACACAAAGUUAGGAACUAUCGAGGUUGUUGAAAAUGGUGAAGAAGAGAUCGUGGCAAAGAACAUUCCGGAAGUUCAACUUACGCGAGAAGAAGAGAAAGAGACCGGCCAUGUUGGAUGGAAGCCCUUCUUGGACUAUAUCCGUGUCUCCCGGGGAUGGUUUCUUCUAUGGUCAAGCAUAUUAGGUCAGGUCGGUUUCGUUGCCUUACAGGCUGCAGCAACAUAUUGGUUGGCCUUUGCCAUAGAGAUCCCGAAGAUCGGUAAUACGAUGCUUAUUGGAAUUUACAGCAUCAUUUCAACUCUUAGUGCUGUUUUUGUGUACUUGAGGUCUUUCACCACGGCUCACCUCGGGCUAAAAGCAUCCAAAGCCUUCUUCUCUGGUUUCACCAGUGCAGUCUUUAAAGCCCCGAUGCUCUUCUUUGAUUCUACUCCAGUUGGGCGAAUCCUGACCCGAGCUUCAUCUGAUUUGAGUGCUGUGGAUUUCGACAUCCCGUUUUCGUUUAUUUUUGUGGUGGCACCAAUUAUUGAGCUUAUAGCAACUAUCCUGAUAAUGGCAUCUGUUACAUGGCAAGUUAUCAUUGUAGCUCUUCUUGCAAUGGUUGCAACAAAAUAUGUUCAGGAUUACUACUUAGCCACCGCUAGGGAGCUAAUUAGGAUCAAUGGAACAACAAAAGCUCCAGUGAUGAAUUAUGCUUCAGAGACCUCACUUGGAGUGGUGACAAUACGAGCAUUUAGAACGGUAGAAAGGUUCUUCAAAAUAUACCUAAAGCUCGUAGAUGCAGAUGCUGUGCUCUUUUUCCUGUCAAAUACCGCCAUGGAAUGGGUGAUUCUAAGGAUAGAGGCUCUUCAAAACGUGACUUUAUUCACUUGUGCUCUUCUGCUCAUCCUUAUACCAAAGGGCUACGUAGCUCCAGGACUAGUCGGGCUUUCACUCUCCUAUGCCUUAUCACUGACACAAACUCAGGUUUUCCUGACUCAAUGGUAUUGCACCUUGUCGAAUUCCAUCAUUUCGGUGGAAAGGAUAAAACAGUAUAUGCACAUUCCGGCUGAGCCUCCGGCAAUUGUGGAGGAUAGAAGGCCUCCUUCCUCAUGGCCUUCCAAUGGUACAAUACAGUUGCAGGAGCUUAAGAUAAGGUAUCGCCCCAAUGCUCCAUUGGUUCUCAAAGGAAUCUCUUGUACAUUUAAGGAAGGGACAAGGGUCGGGAUUGUAGGAAGAACAGGAAGUGGAAAAAGCACCUUAAUCAGUGCUCUGUUUCGCCUUGUGGAACCAGCAAGCGGGCAUAUACUGAUUGAUGGAAUUGAUAUCUGUAGCAUUGGCCUUAAGGACCUGAGAAUGAAACUCAGCAUCAUUCCUCAAGAACCAACCCUUUUCCGGGGAUGCAUAAGGACCAACCUUGACCCGUUAGGUCUUUACUCCGACGAUGAGAUAUGGCAGGCUCUCGAAAAGUGUCAGCUCAAGGCCACAGUUAGCAUUUAUUUCCUGGGCUUGGGCUUUUUGGUUUCACGUCUGGACAACAGGGUGAGCGACGAGGGCGAAAACUGGAGCGUGGGGCAGAGGCAGCUCUUCUGUCUUGGAAGAGUACUGCUGAAGAGAAACAGAAUAUUGGUACUGGAUGAAGCUACAGCUUCCAUUGAUUCCGCUACUGAUGCAACAUUACAGAGAAUUAUCAGAGAGGAGUUUGCCAACUGUACUGUAAUAACAGUUGCCCAUAGAGUACCAACUGUCAUAGACAGCGACAUGGUCAUGGUUCUGUCCUUUGGUAAUCUGGUAGAGUAUGACGAGCCGUCGAGGCUGAUUGAGAGUAAUUCUUCCUUCUCCAAGCUCGUGGCUGAGUACUGGGCCUCUUGCAGGGGAAGUUCUUCACAAAAUCUUCGAAUCCAUCAGUGAAGGAAAAAACAGAGUCUCGAGUUUGCGUGGUACGCAAGGCACUGGUGAUUCUGAGUAAUUUAAAACUUUUAUUCAUGGAGAAAAUAAAAGUGUACGGUACAAAGCCGGGGCAAAAGUUUGAGGCAUAUUUGCACACGUGUCGACAUCGAAUUAAUAUUACAUAUGCAAAUACGUCA